UGUCAUUUUCCUUCAUAAUAUCAAUAUGCUAACGUGGUAACAGAAAGCUUUGGUAAUUUAAUUUUGUUCAAGGUGAAUUAUCAGUACUACUGCUAUUCGUUGGUUUUUGUAUGUGGAAUCGGCUUUCCUUCUCUAAAAUUGGGUUGAUGUUUAAACUCUUUAAUUUUCUGUUAUAAAUCAAACAGAAAAACGUGACAAAUCUUGCUACUCAACUGAUGCAGUCUAUGUGGAUGGACUGUAGCUAUCACAAACAUUUGAAUUUCUUAACAUAUGGUAAAUAAUUAAUUUUUCAUUCUUUCUUUGGUAAGAAUCCUGCAAGUGCUUUAUAAUUCACUAGUUCCUCUAAAACUUUACAAGUUUAGAAACGACAUGUCAUUUAUCCUACUCAAAAAAGGUAUGUUAAUGUUUGUAACAACAAUUUUGAUCAAGGUGUAUAGGUUGUGAAAUUUUUAUAAUGGCUUUACAGUAUUGUCUUAAUUGAUCCUUGAGUGAUGAUUGUAUAAUUGUUAGUAGGAUCCUUUAUCUGUUUCAAUUAGUUCCUUUAAUCUUACUUUCUAGUGAUGAAAAGAUUUGCUCUUUUGUGAGAAACAAAAGGGUACUAUUUGUGAAAAAGGACACUGUUUUGAGAGAGAGAAAAAAAGGUAUUCUUCUCUGAAAAAAAUAAAAGUACUCCUUUUGGGAAAGCAAUGUACUGUUAUAUUUUGUUUGUGGAAAUAAAUAUUCUGUUUUGAAAUUACGUUAUUUUAUUAUUUCUAACUUUAAUAUUUUUAUGAUAGUUUUAAUCAUCAUAUCGAAUUUGUCGAAAUUUGAGUUUGUGACACUUGAUAUCUCUGGAAAGAACUACUUAUCAUAGGUCCUCGAUGCUGAAAUUCACCAAGAUGCCAAAGGUCUUGGUGCCACUAUUACUCAGGAUAAUACAACAUUGAGUCAGGACAAAGCAAAGGCAAUGAUUUUCCUUCGUCAUCAUCUGGAUGAAGGAUUGAAGGUUGAAUACCUGACAGUGAAAGAUCCACUUGAAUUGUGGACUGGUUUGAAGGAAAGGUAUGACCACAUUAAGCAUAAUACCUUUUUAUUGAAAAAUCAUGAAGCCCGUUCCACUGGAACUGCUCCAUUCCUGGAAGCGAACGUGGUAGCAGCACAUGGCGCAGCUGAAAGAAGACAAAACAAUCGGGGCCAUAAUAAUGAGUGUAGGCAUGGCAAGGGCAAGGGACGAUAUAAUAAUCAUCGUGAUGGUGGUCACCAUAAAAGGGAGAACAAUAUGGGCUAUCAAGGCAAUCCUUCAAAGAGCAACUAUCAUCGUUGUGGUUUGAAAGGUCACUGGAAAAAUGAAUGCCGGGCGCCUGAACAUUUUGCCAGGCUUUAUCCAAAUUCCUUCAAAAGAAAGGUAAAUAGAGGUGGUGCCUCUUCGCCUAAUGCCUAGGUGGAGUCACACAUGACUUUAAAAAAUGAUGAUGAGGCAGGGCCUUCACGAAAAUAUGAUGAUAAUGUUGAAACUAAUUUGGCUUUGAAAGAUGAUGGUUUUGAUGGGCUUGAUGAUAUUACUCAUUUGGAAGUUGAAGACUUCUUUGGAGAUCAAAAUUGAGAUUUGGUCGUUUCACUGGGGAAUGUGUUAUGUUGUUAUUGUUUAUGUGUUUUAAGUUGUCCUUAUGUUGUUUUAUUUUCGAGUAGUACUUAAGUUCUCUACGUUGUUUUAUUUUCAAGGAUUAGUACUUAAUUUUUAUGUUGUUAGU
This is a messenger RNA of Lycium barbarum (goji berry), 1730 nucleotides long. RefSeq lists its product as uncharacterized. The record is from RefSeq and is a predicted model, not a curated record. NCBI's taxonomy places the organism in Eukaryota, Viridiplantae, Streptophyta, Magnoliopsida, Solanales, Solanaceae. The transcript has 2 exons. The coding region runs from base 947 to 1420 and encodes 157 amino acids.